AUGGGAAUCUUUAGAGGCAACGAUGAAGACGACACACCCGUCACUUGUCCUUCUCAUUCACUAGCUCAAAUAGAUGCUAAGCAAAACUUCGUUGGCAACCUCAGCUUCUACGAGCUGAGCAUGAUCAUUGCUGGUUCAUGCUCCGCUCUUUCUAUGAUCGUCAUGUUUAUCACCAAGCAAAUGCAUGCGACGCAUCUGUCAAACCCCUCAGAGCAGGUCAAAAUUAUGCGAGUCGGCAACCUCAUCUCAGCGUUCACCGUCAUCUGCUUCCUCUCCAUCUGCUUCCCCUCAGCCGAAGUCUACAUCCAGCCUUGGCUCCACGUCUUUGAAGGUUUCGCCCUCGGAUCCUUCUUCUUGCUGCUCUGCGACUACGUUUCUCCCCAUCGCGACCAGCGCGAUGUCUUUUUCGCGACUAAGAAGAAGAAUGGCAUGAAAUGGUUCAAGACUCGCUGGAUCAUGAUCUUUCAGAUGCCUGUUGUUGCCAUUGCUGUCGCCAUUGCCACCGAUAUUACUGAAGCCGCUGGUGUCUUCUGCGCGGAGAGCAACUCACGAGAGUUCGCUAACAUUUACCUGCGCGUCAUCAUGACUAUCUCACUCAUCGUCUCCGUCGCUUCGAUUCUCCAGAUGUACAUGCUUCUCAAGAAGGAUCUUGCGCACCACAGCCCAAUGCUCAAGCUCACUGCGUUCAAGAUCGUUGUCGGUUUGACCUUUCUCCAAGAGAUUAUCUUUUGGAUUCUUGACGAUCAAGGUAUUCUCGAACCCACGGACCAACUCACCUACGCCGACGUUCACGUCGGCAUCCCCAACUUGGUCACAUGUUGCUUGAUGGUUCCCCUAUCUUUCUUCUUUAUGAUCGCAUACCCUUGGAAGGUGUACGUCCACGGCUAUGGUCGCGGUACUUUCGCCAAGUUGGAAGCAGCCAACGGACACGAGCAGUCUUAUCAGGGCGGUCCCUUUGGUAUCUACGCUUGGCUCGCUAUGUUGAACCCUUCCGACUCAUUGAAGGCAAUCCUGUUUAUCUUCCAGCGCAGCAAGAGAGACGCCGCUCCUGGGACACCUGUCGCGAUGACUGGAUAUAACUCUGAUGACGCCUUGAUGUCGCAUCCUUACAAUGCGCAGUCGUACUCCAACUCCAGCACGAAUCAAGAGCAGCCCAGACAGAUGGUGUAA
Fusarium coffeatum is the source of this 1170-nucleotide messenger RNA. RefSeq lists its product as uncharacterized. The coding region runs from base 1 to 1170 and encodes 389 amino acids. NCBI's taxonomy places the organism in Eukaryota, Fungi, Ascomycota, Sordariomycetes, Hypocreales, Nectriaceae. Gene Ontology annotation, molecular function: transporter activity. Gene Ontology annotation, biological process: transport. The record is from RefSeq and is a predicted model, not a curated record. The transcript is spliced from 4 exons.